Messenger RNA from Coturnix japonica (Japanese quail), 3749 nucleotides. It is a transcript of the gene RGL1, whose product is annotated as ral guanine nucleotide dissociation stimulator like 1. Gene Ontology annotation, cellular component: plasma membrane. Gene Ontology annotation, biological process: Ras protein signal transduction. Gene Ontology annotation, molecular function: guanyl-nucleotide exchange factor activity. Lineage: Eukaryota; Metazoa; Chordata; Aves; Galliformes; Phasianidae. The record is from RefSeq and is a predicted model, not a curated record.
CCUCCCGCACGCAGCGGAGCGGAGCCCAGGGGCCGCGCGGCUCGGGCCGGCCCGCGGCGGCGGCCGCUGACGGGGCGGAGCGGAGUCGGCGCCCGGCGACUGCGGCAUGUCCCGUCGAGGCUCCCGGGAAGGAACUGAGAAUGAGAUUGCCGUGGAAGGCUAAAAUGAGCUCAAUUCAGGAUUGGGGUGAAGAGGUGGAAGAGGGAGCUGUUUACCAUGUCACCCUGAAAAGAGUGCAGAUUCAGCAAGCUGCCAACAAAGGAGCGAGGUGGCUCGGGGUUGAAGGGGACCAGUUACCUCCAGGACAUACUGUCAGCCAGUAUGAAACAUGUAAGAUCAGGACAAUAAAAGCUGGAACUUUGGAGAAACUUGUGGAGAACCUUCUGACAGCUUUCGGGGAUAAUGAUUUUACCUACAUCAGUAUCUUUCUCUCAACAUACAGGGGCUUUGCUUCUACUAAGGAAGUACUAGAGCUUCUCCUUGACAGGUAUGGAAACCUGGAGACGUCAAGCUGUGAAGAAGUUGGGAGCCAGAAUUCCUCUGAAUCCAAAACAGUACUCAGGAAUGCAAUAGCAUCAAUCUUACGAGCGUGGCUUGAUCAGUGCUCUGAGGAUUUCAGAGAGCCGCCCAGCUACCCGUGCUUACUGAAGUUGCUGGAAUACCUGCAGAAGAGCAUGCCUGGCUCUGACCCAGAGAGGAGGGCACAGAACCUUCUGGAGCAGUUCCAGAAGCAAGAAAUAGAAAACGAUCAUGAGUUCCAUAGCACUUCCCCUUGUAAUCUGUAUGAUGAAGAGGAAAUGGAAAUUAGUGGUCCAGAAGAAUUCUCUUCUUUCCGGGAAGACCUUGUGGCAGAGCAGCUGACAUACAUGGAUGCAAAGCUCUUCAAGAAAGUUGUGCCCCACCACUGUUUGGGAUGCAUCUGGUCUCGAAGGGAUAAGAAAGAAAACAAGCACCUGGCACCUACCAUCAGAGCCACCAUCUCUCAGUUCAACGCGGUCACCAAAUGCGUUGUCAGCACUAUCCUGAAGAGCAAAGAACUCAAAACACAGCAGAGGGCCAAGAUCAUUGAGAAGUGGAUUCAUAUCGCACAUGAAUGUAGGAUCCUGAAGAAUUUUUCCUCUUUGAGAGCCAUCGUUUCAGCACUGCAGUCCAACUCCAUCUAUCGGCUAAAGAAGACCUGGGCAGCUGUUCCAAAGGACAGAAUGCUGAUGUUUGAAGAGCUGUCUGAUAUCUUCUCAGAUCAUGACAAUUAUUUGACAAGUAGGGAGCUGCUAAUGAAGGAAGGAACAUCCAAAUUUGCAAAUCUGGACAGCAGUGUGAAAGAGAAUCAGAAAAGAACACAGAGACGUCUUCAGCUUCAAAAAGAUAUGGGAGUAAUGCAAGGCACCGUCCCUUACCUUGGUACCUUUCUUACUGAUCUCACCAUGCUGGACACAGCCCUUCAGGAUUACAUCGAGGGUGGCCUGAUAAAUUUUGAGAAGAGACGAAGGGAAUUUGAAGUCAUCGCCCAAAUUAAGCUCUUGCAAUCUGCGUGUAACAGCUAUUGCAUGACACCAGACCAAAAAUUCAUCCAGUGGUUCAGGAGGCAGCAGCUUCUAAGCGAGGAGGAGAGUUACAGCCUCUCGUGUGAGAUUGAAACAGCUGUUGAUGCAAGCACCAUGUCACCAAAACCUCGGAAAAGUAUGGUGAAGAGGCUCAGCCUACUGUUUCUGGGCUCUGAGGUGAUCACCAGCAGCACGCCCACCAAAGAGCAACACAAAUCAACUCCAAGUGGGAGCUCUGGUGAGAGCAUGGACUCGGUCAGUGUGUCAUCCUGUGAGUCUAACCACUCUGAAUCUGAAGAAGUCUGCGUCACUCCCAUAGACACUCCUGAUGAGCCACAGAAAAAGCUCUCGGAAUCCUCCUCCUCUUGUUCCUCCAUCCAUUCCAUGGACACAUCCUCCUCGGGGCUGCCAUCUUUAACCAACAUAAUCCUGUCCCCUCCCUUCUCGUCCUCCAACCCCAAGAUCCACAAGCGCUCCAUCUCCGUGACAUCCAUUACCUCGACAGUACUGCCCCCUGUUUACAACCAGCAGAACGAGGACACCUGCAUCAUCCGAAUCAGCGUGGAAGACAACAACGGCAAUAUGUACAAGAGCAUCAUGCUAACCAGCCAAGAUAAAACUCCUGCUGUCAUCCAGCGAGCUAUGUCAAAGCACAACCUGGAAUCUGAUGCAGCCGCGGAGUAUGAGCUUGUACAGGUCAUCUCUGAGGACAAAGAGCUGGUGAUCCCAGACAGCGCCAACGUAUUCUAUGCCAUGAACAGCCAGGUGAACUUUGACUUCCUGCUGAGGAAAAAAACUCCCACUGACGAGCAGGUGAAAAUGAGGAGCAGAUCCAGCCUGACGCUCCCCAGAACUGCCAAACGGGGGUGCUGGAGUAACAGGAACAGCAAAAUCACACUCUGAGGUGGAUGCCGUGGCUCUGAGUUGAACUGGUUGAGAACCCUACCUGCGCUACCAUCCAGUAUUACAGAAUUGCAGCAGGUGAAUGUGUCAGUAUUCAACGCUGAAAACAUUGGAAACAAAUGCCAAGUGAGCAUUUGGUUGUCAUCCAGGCAGAUAUGAGUCUCUUCACCUGCAGCUGGACAGACAUGGGUUUACAGGACAGGCCAGACUAGGAUUAUUUUGUUUUGCACAUUAGCCUAGGAAGGUGAGAAACCCCAGCUAGAGGGGAAAACAGGACUGCAAUGUUUGUACUCAGAACACCACAUAAGCCUACUUCUUGCGUGAGAAAACCUUUUCUUUGUGCCAGUAUUACACACAAUGAGAAUACCUAAGUUUAUUUUUAUGUAACUGGAGAAGAAAAGCCACAGGCCUGUUCUCCCAGAAGGGAGCAGGAGUUCCCCCUGGUCCACACAGCCCAAGGAGAAUGCUGGGUCACAAGAAGGGGUGAGCUCCACAGAGUGCACCUAUGGCAAGGCAGUGUGGGUACAGCCCCAAAACGCUCAACUGUGGAGAAGGAAGAAGCGACUGCAAGCACGUGCAUUGCCUUCAUACUGCUGGCAGCCUUCUAUUUGCACUUGUUCAAAGCUAGAAAAUUACCUACUUUGCAUUAUUAUUUUUUUUUUUCCAAAGAACAUUAAAAGAGAAGACUGCUUGCUUUCACAUGAAUGUCAUGAUUUGUUCAUGAAGAAGGCACUCAACACUACACAUAUGGACUUCAAUGCCACUGCCGUAUGGUUCUCCUUUUGCUUGGCUAACCCACUCAACAGAAGUCGAUGCCUCUGCAUGCAUUCUGAUAUGACUGAUGUACCUCUUUGUAAUGUGCAAUCAAUAUUCAGGAGAACUUUCCCACAUAACUAACUCCGCCUUUUCCAUUCCAGGGGAGGCAACUACACUACCUUCUAUCUUAAAAGUGGGUAUUGAGAGGAAAUAAAUAGCCAGAUUUCUAGGAUUACCCCCCAAACAGAUUUUAUAUCCUUGUAGCGUUACUAUGCAUAACUUCCAGCCAACGCCCUUGCUCUUUGUAUAUACCUAUAAAUGAAUUUUCUGACGUGGUACAUCCUUUCAGCUGGAAUAAAGAAUUUAACCAUCUGUUCCCCAUGAACACAUCCCUGGAGUGUCUUCCCAUGUCCAGGCUUCCCUGGAAAGAGGGAAGUUUGAUUUUAUAAAGCCAUAGAUGAGACAGGGCACUGUAAACAGCCCUUACUGAACAAGACCGCCUUUGGGAUAUGUUAGUGUUAGUUCCAAUAAACUCAGAAUUUUACA